This is a messenger RNA of Amyelois transitella, 1953 nucleotides long. RefSeq lists its product as uncharacterized. Lineage: Eukaryota; Metazoa; Arthropoda; Insecta; Lepidoptera; Pyralidae. Bases 53 to 1015 code for a protein of 320 amino acids. The transcript has a single exon. The record is from RefSeq and is a predicted model, not a curated record.
CUAAAUCAAAACAAUAACAAUUUUUGCCGUGUGUUUAUUUACCAUCCUUGAGAUGUCGGCUAUUUGGACAUUUUCUCCAUCAUCUGAAGAAGUAUUGGAAAGAUGUAUAGCAGCUGCACAAAAUCCAGAACAAACAAACAAAUGGAUAUUGAGGUUUGGCCAAAAGAACGUAAAAAAACGUAACAUAACCUCGAUAAACAACGAUCAUGAAUCUUCAUCGAUAGUACCUGAAAAGCGGCCUGCAUUUAAGAAAAAUGAAGUUUUAAAUUCAGAACGUUUCGUCGAAUUAACUGAAUUGAUACAAAAUGAGCCAUUAGCAAAAUUUGAUCAUUUGGUUAGUGAAUGUGCUAAAAAUAACAAAUUACUUAUUUAUUUGGCUAACAAAUUGUGUGUCGGGGCGGUGGAGAAAAUAGUGAAUCAUACUUACGAAGACAAAUCAUUGGAUCCCAUGUUUAUUGAGGAUUUUCAUAAAUAUUUUAUACCAACUUUAUUACGUAAAGAACAUAGCUGGUUUGCACUAGACAUGCUAAUUAAAUCUCGCAAAAUAUAUCCAGAAGCCUUCGAAUUGUUGCUUAAAAUUAUAAUAAAAGAUACAGAUAUAACCAGCAAAGUUUUACAAGAUUUAGUUGAAAAUUUAAAUGAGGAACAAUUAACUGACUUUUUUAUUUUGCUAAUGAACAUAGAACUAUCAAAAGAAGAGUUUAUUCACAACUUGUUCAGCAUUUAUACAGCGUACAUAGGUUGCAACAAGAAUUUGGAUGUACAAAAUUGGGUUUUAGCACAGCUAACAAAGUACGGACAUAGUUGUAUCAGUGAAAAAAAUUAUGGUAAACUGCUACUAGCUUUUUUGCAAUCAGAAAAUGAAUCAUUAAGUUUCAAAAACUAUAAAAGUGUAGAACAAGUUUUAGAAAUACACAGGUCACCUUUCAGAAGACCGUGCAUGAUGUUAUUAAAGGAAAUAUUGGAGAAACUCAAGACGAUUGAUGUUAAUAAUGAUGAUAGCGAAAUAAUGUAGAUAUGAUGAAGUUAAGAGUAAUAAAAUAUAUUUUUCGUGUCACGUAAAAGUUUUAUUUAUAAAAUUGUAUAUAAUACAGUCUUCUUACUUAAGUACUUAAUGACUAAAUAACUUUGUAAUUUACAAAAAGUAAUAACUACAUUAAACAAAUAUUAUAAUUUCGUUUGUUAGAUAAUCAAUCAAUCAAUCAAACAAUUUAUUUGUCAAACAUAGGUACAAAGAUGCAGUUGUUGAAUAAUAAUACAGUUCACUGUCUUGCUGUUUAAAGCAUGCAAAUAUUAAAGGUUCAUGUAUUAUAAUUAUAAAAAAUUUUAACAAAUCAAAUUUAAUCCAUACAUAAUAAUUCAAUGUCAAGGAAAAUAUAAUAAAUAUUUGUAUUUUUGUCUAUAACUCAAAAAAAUUCUGGCACAAAAUUUUUAUAAGAGCAAAGCCCGCUUAAAAACUAGUUAUUAUGGCUCUUAUAAUUAUUGUGGUAUAAAAAGCAAGAACAAAAAACAGCCAAAUGGCCAGCUGCCAUAUUGGAUUUAAGAUCACUUGUUGAUCCAGUGAAAUAGUUUGUUUUUAAAUGUGUGCAGUAUAAAAGAAUUUAAACUUUAACUUUUUUAAUAAAACAGGUAUUAAACCCGCCCCUAACAUAAUGUUUGUAAUCAUGUUACAAUUAUUUGUUGCCAUCAAGGACUGACCAAAUGGAGAAACCAAAUAAUCCGAGAUAAAAUAAAGGUAUGUUACGUGCGCGUUUAAUACCUGUAUUAUUUUUAAAUGGUAAAAUAAUUUUUGUAAUUUAAAAGUAUAGGUAGGAUUCAGUAGUACUGUUUUCUACAAAUACCGGUAUUUUAAGCCAUGGGAAACGGUACUUUUUCCAAUACAUGUUUUUCAUUUUAGUUUCUCGAUAUUUAUAAUCGUUAUGUCCAUAGGUAACUAAAUGAAUACAAAUUUUA